AUGUACAUAUUAGACUGUUUUCUAUCAGCGUCCCUUGGAAGACCAAAUGGUAUUACUAGCCGUGAUGCGGCAGAUUUAUUCGCUGAUGACGCAGAAGACGAUCAUCAAAUAUCAGAGCAGGAGGCUGUCGAAACUGCCGCGCUCCGGGCAUCAGUCCGCACCGCCCGGCUCCUUGGGGAAAUAUUGAGCUCUGUGUACGCCGAGCGCAAAAUAUCAGUGAAAUUCGUGCAAAAGUCUUCUAAGCAAUUUCAGGACUGGAAGGAUGUCUUACCAGCUGCUCUCCAUUGGCGAAAUAUAUCCUUGCCCAAUGAAGAUCCUCGCGCAACUUUGGCACAAUUACACGUUAAUUUGUAUUAUUUCCACGGAGUGAUCUUGCUCACAAGGCCGUUCCUCUUGCAAAAAAUCUUGAAUCAGGCGGGACUCCAAAACGGAAAUGGGGAUAGUGCUAGAUCUCCCGAAGCUGGAAGAAGAGGACCUCAAAGUCCUUCUGUGCAGACAGAUUCAUUCUCUGCCGCGUGCGUGCGUGCUUCUCUCUAUAGCAUUGACAUUGUUCAAUCCGCCAUCCUUAAGCGCACUCUCCCUCGUCGAGAUCCUUUUGUUAUCUACUGGCUCUUCACUGCAAGUCUGAUCAUUUUUUCCAACGCAUUUUGCACUGUUUAUGACGAUACCGACACCACUCGGGCCAUGCAAACAUCUCUAGAUUUGCAUCGUUACCUUGCGGACACUGAUCCCUUGGCCCAACGUUAUCUUCAAAUAUUGACAUCAUUCCACGACACAAUUAGCAGCAACUCAGAUUCACGGAUGGCGCCUCGGUCGUCGGCGAGUACAAACCAAGCAUUGUUUUCAAACUUCUUUGGCGAUAGGCCUCGUGUUCAGAGCCCCGAUACCCGUCAACAAGCCGCUUCAAUGCAGACAAUGGAAGCCAAACGGCGUUCGACACGCGAUGACCAGUCCUUGCAGACUGGCAGUACCCCAGCAAACGGAGAGAUAGCGCCUACUGCCAGUAGCCGCGAGCCGCUUCAUACGAGUCCUGGAAUGAGUACGACUGAAAUCUCGCCUCCGGAUUAUUCGCUUGAUUUCGAUAAUUUCUUGAGUUUGAUCAGCCAGGGCGGCGAUGCAGCAUAUCAACUCGACCCCCAAUAG
Messenger RNA from Uncinocarpus reesii 1704, 1143 nucleotides. RefSeq lists its product as uncharacterized. The coding region runs from base 1 to 1143 and encodes 380 amino acids. NCBI's taxonomy places the organism in Eukaryota, Fungi, Ascomycota, Eurotiomycetes, Onygenales, Onygenaceae. Gene Ontology annotation, molecular function: DNA-binding transcription factor activity, RNA polymerase II-specific; RNA polymerase II cis-regulatory region sequence-specific DNA binding. Gene Ontology annotation, biological process: positive regulation of transcription from RNA polymerase II promoter by galactose. The transcript has 2 exons. The record is from RefSeq and is a predicted model, not a curated record. Gene Ontology annotation, cellular component: nucleus.